CCGUGCUGCAUGAUGGAAGGAACGUGAACUGUAACAGGAGGAUGACAGCCGGCAACAGAGCCAUCUGCAAACAUGUACUUCGGUCAGGACCCCGCAGAUUUCCAGUUCUGCACGAACACCUCCGUUUUCAAAAGCGAAGAGUUGCCAAUCGCGGACGGAGACCAGAUGAACCAGGUGUGUUCCCCGAGUUCAGGGCCUUCCAGCCCGCUGUCGGUGAACUCGGACUCCAGCUGCACCAGCCCCGAACCCAAAUCUGCUGCGGCACAGCAGAGGGUCAGGAGGCCCCUGAACGCCUUCAUUAUCUGGACCAAAGAGGAGCGCCGGCGGCUGGCACAGCUCAACCCAGACCUGGAAAACACCGACCUGAGCAAAAUACUAGGGAAAACCUGGAAAGCCAUGUCCUUGGCUGAAAAACGUCCCUACAUGCAGGAGGCUGAGCGUCUAAGAGUGCAGCACACCAUUGACUAUCCUAACUACAAGUACAGGCCCCGCAGGAGGAAGCAGCUGAAGAAAAGCCCCAAGACUCCAGAAGCAUCUCCACCUUCAUUAUGCAGCUCAGGCUUCCGACCCCCCUACAACCUCACCUACCUGCUCCAGAAUCACCAGCAGCCUUUCCAAAAUGCACACGCCUUCCCAAACUCCUCAGCAAACUACACCCCUUGUCACAGCAGCUGUGCAAACACCCCUGACUUCCCAGAUCAAGCAAAAGAAGCCACAGCCCCAAAUAAUCCUGUCUUUUACUCAAACCCUCCUGCGUACGCUGCAGAGGCUCAAGUGUAUUUUGACACUCAGCAGGGCCACAUGCAGGAAGGUUUCUCCAGUCCCGCAGCUCCCAUUGGGAAUCAGAGGGAGUUCAGGGUCUAUGGAGGCCCCCAGUGCCUUCCUGGGCCACCCCUGGAGUUCUACUUAGAACGGGUUAAGGCAGACAUGCUGUGCGAUCUGGAUCGCAGCGAGUUUGAACAGUACCUGGGUCCAAGCCCCCAGAGGCCCGAGUCAGUGGAUCCCAGCAGCUACCAAGAGCAAAGCAGCCACAUAGCCAGACGCUUGCUCUCAUGA
Oreochromis niloticus (Nile tilapia) is the source of this 1056-nucleotide messenger RNA. RefSeq names its product SRY-box transcription factor 32 (gene sox32). Gene Ontology annotation, biological process: cell differentiation; positive regulation of transcription by RNA polymerase II. Bases 73 to 1056 code for a protein of 327 amino acids. The transcript has 3 exons. The record is from RefSeq and is a predicted model, not a curated record. Gene Ontology annotation, cellular component: nucleus. Lineage: Eukaryota; Metazoa; Chordata; Actinopteri; Cichliformes; Cichlidae. Gene Ontology annotation, molecular function: RNA polymerase II cis-regulatory region sequence-specific DNA binding; DNA-binding transcription activator activity, RNA polymerase II-specific.